Messenger RNA from Cryptotermes secundus, 2180 nucleotides. RefSeq names its product GTP-binding protein Rheb homolog (gene Rheb). The transcript has 5 exons. Gene Ontology annotation, molecular function: GTPase activity; GTP binding; GDP binding. The coding region runs from base 384 to 932 and encodes 182 amino acids. The record is from RefSeq and is a predicted model, not a curated record. Lineage: Eukaryota; Metazoa; Arthropoda; Insecta; Blattodea; Kalotermitidae. Gene Ontology annotation, cellular component: plasma membrane. Gene Ontology annotation, biological process: small GTPase-mediated signal transduction.
GAAAACAGUCCUGUAUCUAUACUAAAAACCUGCGCAGAUUUUUCUAGUUGCAGUCGGAUCAAGAAAAAACAUUUGGUUGGGCAUUCUCGUGUUGUCACUUCAUUGUUGAUGCGUUAAGUUGGCCGCUGCCUAGCAACAGAUCUCAGUCAUCGCGAUAGAUAGCAUAAAAGGAACGUAUCGGUGUAUGUUGAUUCAGUUUAUUUCAAAUUCAACUGAGGUCGUUGCAAAGUCUGUUGGAGAAGGAGGAAGUCUUAUACCUUUGUUGUAUGUAGGAAAUUUAUGUGGUUUGAUUGCAUAUUGACAGCAGAUACGACAACACAUAUCUUUGUUUUUACGGGGAUGUUUUAUUUAUUUUGUAUAAUAAAGUGUUCCGUGAAGUGAAAAUGCCUCCCAAGCAAAGGAAAAUUGCCAUAAUGGGCUAUAGAUCAGUGGGAAAGUCAUCAUUGAGCAUUCAGUUCGUUGAAGGACAGUUUGUGGACUCGUACGAUCCAACAAUAGAAAACACAUUUACAAAGUCAACACGGGUCAAUGGCCAGGAGUAUGAAUUGAAGCUUGUUGAUACAGCUGGGCAAGAUGAAUAUUCAAUAUUUCCAGCUCAAUAUUCAAUGGAUAUACAUGGUUAUGUCCUGGUCUAUUCAAUUACUUCAUCGAAGUCCUUUGAAGUUGUACAGAUAAUAUAUGACAAAUUACUUGACAUGACAGGGAAAGUCCAUGUCCCUAUUGUUCUGGUAGGCAACAAGACAGAUCUCCAUAUGGAACGGAUGAUCAGCACUGAGGAAGGAAAACGGCUGGCUGAUUCUUGGAAAGCAGCUUUCCUUGAGACAUCUGCUAAACAGAAUGAGUCUGUGGCAGACAUCUUUCACACAGCUUUGCUUGAGAUUGAAAAAGCAAAUGGCAAUGUCCAGGAGAAAUCCAGUUGUGUCAUUUCAUGAGCAGAAAUCCACAGCCUGCUGCCCAGGAUGAGAGCAAGAGCAAGCUGCCAUUUCCACGUAAAUUAAUUCCAAUGACACUGUAAGAAAUAAUACCAGGGGUAUUUUAUAUGAUUUGUGUCCAGAAUUAAUGCCCCUACUAUGUCAUUUUAGCCUUAUGUACAUAUGUGAAUCUAGAAGUAUCUGGCAGUGUAUUAUAAAUUCCAUAUUAACAUACAUAUAAUAGCUAAAUACAUUAUAUUUCAGAGUAGACAACCUGCUUCUUGCAUUGGGAAAAGCUUCUUUACUUGAUAUGCACUUGUAACAGGGCACUUUUUAUGGAACAGUAAGUGACUGCACUGAUGUGGAACAGGCAAGAUUUGAGAUUUGUGUUCAUAUUUUCUCAUGUUAGUAGAUUUUUUUCUUGUUCCGCCCUAUAAAAAUGUUUGAGGAAUGAAGCUCAGAUGAGAAGUAUUGAGACUCAUGAAUUAGUAUAGAAUAUACAAAUCAGAAAUUUUAAAUUGCAUUAUCCCAUGUUUUUUAUGUAUUCAUUCACAUUGUUUGGAUACUAAUUAUUCACAGCAUCAUGUUAUCAGCAUAUGCCUUUGAUAUCAUUUGGAAGAUGUUGGCCCUGGUUCAUUUUAGUUACAAAUAAUUGAUAUUAUAUAUAUAACUGUGAGACUGGAUUUAGAACAUAAGUGUGACUUAUUAUUGGCAUACCCCUUAAUAACUAUCCUUAUGCUGAAGUAUUAUUUAUCCUGUGUAACACAUUACAUAACUUUUAUUUUGAGAGAAUCAUUAAGAUGGAAUACAUAUUAAUAGACUUAUAUUAUCAGCAGUGAUUAUGAUUUAUUAUUUUAGAUGUAUUUAUGGUUAUUGUAUAUAAUCUUGAAUGUAAAUUGUUAGGGUUUAUUUUGAGGUUAGAUUGGAUCACAAAAUAUCUGUGCUUUAUGAAUAUGUAUGUAUGAAGAAGUUCAAAAAUUAUGAUAGAGCAUAAUUAUACUUUUUGUCAUAAUUUAUAUUAUUUUUAGCAUUCAAGUACACAUUGUUAGCACUUACGUAAACAUAGUGUCCUAUGGCAUAUUAUGAUAUUCUUAUGAACACCUAUAGUGCAUAAAUGUGGAUCCCCGUGCAUAUCUACAGCUCAGUUCUCAUUGUGAGGACAGGUUGUGUUGUACAAUAAAGAGUGUAAACCAGUAUGAGACCAGUUGCUUGUAUGUGGAUAUCCACUUGCAGCUAAUAUUAUGAAAUGCAAAAUGUCUUGGAAUAGUA